AUGUCUGAUAAUCCUACCUCAAGUUAUUUUGACUAUUUAAACAAAAAUGAUAAUGAAAACUACUUCUUAGAUGGUGUUAUAGACAUUAAGAAAAUUAGAGAAAAAACUAAUUUUACUAUUUCAGAAACUCAGAACUUUAUCACUAAGUCUUUUUUAUCAAAGCUCUUUGAUAGAGAAAACAUUAUUAAAUAUGGUAAAAUGAUAGGUGAAGUAGCAGUCCCUAUUGAUCAAACUAAGGGUGAUUUCUUAAUCCAAGUAAUAAAUAAAGAACAAAUCAGAAAAAGAUUAGCUAAACUAAGACCAGAAGAACGAAAUAAAAUAGCUUAUAUUCAUAUUAGUACAAUUCAAAUUAUAUUAAAAUCAACCAUGAAAAUAGGAAUUGACGCACCCAUGGAAUUAGAAAUUCGUGAUGAUAGGCUCCUAAACGAAGAAGAAAGUAUUAUUGCUAAAGGAACGGGAAAUUUAGGAGUAGGAAUAAUUAAAUUCGACAUUAACCUGCAACAAGGAUUAAGCCUGGCAGAUGGUAAUCUUGACUCUUCUAUCAUUAUAAAAUACGAAUUAAAAAGAGAAAAUUUUAUGAAAGAGAAUAGCAAACCAUUUUCAGUAACUUAUCAAAUAAAUUAUGCAUUAACAAAUAGUCACCACAGCUUAACCUUUAAAAAUAAGGAAGUAAUUACUAUAGAAGAUUUAUUUAAACCUUUAAUUCAACUAGAAGCACCAUUAAAAACUGUUAGAAUAGAACCUAGUCGACCAUCGAUAACCCAAGAUCAAAGACGAUUAAUUAAAACACAAUCAGAAAGAAUUAGGCAUAUCCCAGUAAUUGAACAAAAUCUAGAACAAGAAGAGAUAACCAAUAAUCAAGUAAAUAAAUUAAUUGAAGAGAUAACCAAUAAUCAAGUAAUAAAUAAGUUGGAAAAAUUGCAACAUUCAAUCGCAAAUCUAGAGAAUAAAAUCUAA
Messenger RNA from Linum tenue, 957 nucleotides. NCBI's taxonomy places the organism in Eukaryota, Viridiplantae, Streptophyta, Magnoliopsida, Malpighiales, Linaceae. The record is from the annotation of a GenBank genome assembly.